AUCCAGCUGCAUUAAAGGUGGAACACGUAAACGGCACUGUCCUUCAAGCAAACUGCAAUUUGUGUCAAAAAGACAUUAACAUGGUACUUCAACACUGUAGGGGCUUUUAACAAAGUUGAAUUUCCAAUAUGGUAGGAGAGGUUGUUGUUGUUGAACGGAUUGUUGUCAUGUCCCCGCAGUGCCUGUAGUGGUGCUGUGAGGAGUCUGCUGUGGAUCCAACUAAAAUCCUCAGCAGCCUACCUACUGCUUGUAAUUUGCUCUGGCUAGCCUUUAUUUACAUGCAUCCUUAUUUCAAGAUAUACCGAGCUCUAUGAAGAUCGCCGUUACCAUCCUAUCUCGAAUAUCGAUGCACAAAUAGCCUAGCUGAUUCUAAUAGACAUUUCGGCCGCCUAUCUGGAGCGAAUACCUUACACAGCUCAUACCAAUUCAAGCUGAUGUUGUCAAGGACAAGAGUCACGUGAUGUAUGAAGGCAAACACAUACACUUCUCAGAGGUGGACAAUAAGCCGUUGUGCUCGUACAGCCCAAAGCUGUGCAAGCAGCGCAGACUAAAUGGCUAUGCGUUCUGUAUCCGGCACGUUCUGGAGGAUAAGACGGCCCCCUUCAAGCAGUGUGAGUAUGUGGCCAAGUACAACAGCCAGCGAUGUACCAACCCCAUCCCCAAGUCUGAGGACCGCAGAUACUGUAACAGCCAUCUGCAGGUUCUGGGAUUUAUCCCCAAGAAGGAACGGAAAAAGAAGCAUGACGCUUUGGAGGAAAUGCGCUCACGGGCUCACCUGGAGUCAGUGGCUCUCAAUAUAACUGUGCCCAGUCUAGCUCUGAAAGCUCCCAAUGGUAUAGACGAACUUCCACCAUCUCCCCCAUGUACACGCCUGUUACCCCUCCCCGACGGAGAACUCCUGGACCCUUUUGCCUUUUAUGAGGAUGACACCGAUGGGGAGGAGGUGGGUACUCCUCGGAAGGGCAACGCCAUCAAGAAAAAACUACAGAGUCGGCUGGUGCUCAACCAGAAACUCUGUCAUGACACAGACCUCUUCCAGCCACCUCCUGAGCACUUUACUCCCUCACCUGUCUCGCGAGUCCACCCCUCUUCUCCGCUCAACACUCAUCUACCGCGGCAGCAUCCAGGUCUUCUCCAGCCCCCUCAACACUCCAGCACGACUUCCUUCAUCUUCCCAGGACAGCAGCAGGGUUUAUUAUGCAAUCCACCACCACCUCAGACGGUCAACUUUCUGCCUCCAGGGAUGCCCGCUAACGCAGCACCCAGUCCAGUGCAACAGUCUGGGCCAUCGCUCAGCAGGAAAAUGCCUUUCACUGCUACUAACUUGCCGGUCAGUUGCAAGGACGGUGGCAGUAACAAUCAACGGCAUGUGGUUGUCAUGCGCCCCACUGCCUUCUCACCUUCUGCCAGCUGCCUGGCCAGAUUGCAACAUCUGGUGCAGCUGUGUGCAAAGAGACAACGGGAGCAUGGAGACCUCUUUCCUCAUCUAGGACUUGACUGGUCAGAGGACAGUGCUGAUGAUGACGAUGAUGAAGAAGAGGAGGAGGCAGAGAGAUUGGCUCCUUUUCAGAGCUCUUGGCGGCCACAGAAUGGGUUGGAAGACGACAGCGGUUCCUCUCGGAGGACACGGCUGCUUAGGCUUUGUUCAUACCUCCAGGAAAAAUACAAGCACAUGUGCAGGCAGGAGAGGGCGAGUAUCCGCCAGAAGAGAUACCGCUAUGCCUUCCGCAAAGCCUUGCUGCACGCCGCCAGCAACAACCCCGACUGUGCGGGGCAGUUGAUCCAGGAGUUGAGUGGUGCCUCUCACAGCUCCUCAGGUGUGGCUCCAGCAAGGCCGCAGAGCACAGAUAUGGGGACCUGCACUGGCAGCACAAAGGGUCAGGCCUGCAGCAACAGAGCUCUGCCCUUCACUCGACACUGCUUUCAGCACAUUCUGUUGAAUCGUUCCCAGCAGCUCUUUGCUAGUUGCACGGCCAAAUUUGCAGAUGGUCAGCAGUGCUCCAUCCCCGUGUUUGACAUCACGCACCAGACACCACUCUGUGAAGAGCAUGCCAAAAAGAUGGAUAACUUCCUGCGUGGAGAUGGAAACCGACGAGUGCAGCACCAGCAGCAGCAACAGCGAAAGCCACGAAAAAAGACCAAACCGCCGGCACUCACCAAAAAACACAAGAAGAAGAGGAGGAGAGGGCCACGGAGGCCUCAGAAACCAAUUCCUCCAGCGUUGCCGCAGGGGAACCUGGGGAUGCCUUCUACGAGCCUAGCGAUGCCCUCGCCCAGCAUCAGGAGCCCUUCAACUCCAGACCUGAGUACAGACGAGCUUCCUGACGAUAUCACCAAUGACAUGGCAGACAUUCCAAAUGACCUUGAGCUAAACCAGGAGGAUUUCUCCGACGUGCUACCCAGACUACCCGACGACCUGCAGGACUUUGACUUGUUUGAAGGCAAAAACGGGGAUCUGCUGCCCACCACAGAGGAGGCUGAGGAGUUGGUCCGCGCACUGCAAGCUAUGGGGUCUUACCCAGACUCUCUGGUGUGCCUGACCUCCAUCGCGGACCUGGCCCCUAAUGAAGGCGUGGACCACAGAGCCUUGACUGUGUUUCCCGGUCCCGUGCAGCCGGGAGGCAUGGGAGACCUGCUCAACAGCCGCAUCCCCACGGAGAACUUCACCAGCCUCGAGCUGGAGGACAACCUACUGCAGUCCACCGGGGAUCACUUCCCUCCCUCGCCGCCCUCUCAACCCGCUAACCAGCCCCCACCGCCCAACCUGACCCCGUCCUCUUCUGCAGUAGCCCCCGCCACCACCUCCCUGCUCACUCAAACCUCCAUAGCGGAUAGAACGUUUUCUCGGACACACCCGUCCCACGUCCUGGCCAAGUCCGACGCUCCCACGUCGUCUCCCCAAGGCAGCCACUACAGCAGUGAGCACGUGCCAUCCCCGUACAGCGACCACAUAUCUUCUCCCCACGCCAGCUCCUUCCAGACGGACACCCCUAUGCUGCUGGAAGUCCCUCUCAGCGGGGUACCAGGAACCCCGCGCACCACGUGGAACAACCUCCCCCUGCCCCUCACCGACCCCACGCAGUUCGGCAAUCUCAUAGGAUCAGAAAGUCAUCUCAUAUCCACGUCCCUGUCCACCCCUCCCGCCACCACCCACUCUGUGACGCUGCAGCCUAUGGCUGCUCUCUCAGCAAUGCCUCAGAGCGGCCUGACCGGUUUAACGACUCCUCCUGCGCCUUCGUCCUCCCUGCCAUCUUCCUCCCGCGAUCUGUUGACCUCCGCACAGCCCAAGCAACAGCUCCCUCAGUUCAGCGCGGCCUUCGGCCAUCAAUUGGCCUCCCACAGUGGCAUCCCGAAAGACGUGCAGCCCAGCCACAGCUCCACAGCGCCCCCUGCUGGCUUCUCUAUAGUUAGUGCCACCGCAGCAAGUGCCAACAGCGCCACACCACCUUUCACGCAAAGCAAAUGAGAGCAUGCAGCGGCUGCAUGAUGGUCGGUGGACUCACAGUCACUUUAAAACCCAGCCGACUGGCUUCCGAUUAACCACACCUGUUCAUCUGCUACAUGUGUGCAAUGUGGUAAUAGUGCACUAUUUGAUAAUGAAUUUGCACAACCUCAGAUUUUCCUCAAUAUUUUCUAGUUUCCUUUUUACCUUCUGUAGCCAGACGCCGUCUGAGAUUUGAAGUCAGUGUGAGUCCACCAGUUUGAUGCCUUGUGGUUUUGACAGCAGGGAGUUGCGGGUGAAAACUGGCGGAAGGACCUCAGCAGAGAUUAUCUGUGUCACCGUGCUCGGAAUCCAUUGAAGCCUCAAUAAGUGGUCAGUUUCGUUUUGCUUUGCCAGUUUUAGUCCUGUCUUAAAAUGAUCAACUGUACCCCGCCUUGCUCAGAUGGCCAUCGCAUUUUUUUUUUUUUUUUUAAAUUUUAUGUCCCCACCUGUUUCAUACACUGCUUCUGUCACCCUCUGAAAGACGAGAGUAAGAGAUCGUGACAUUUAUGUGAUCCAUUAUGUUUCAAGCUAUUUAACUGUUAUCAUGAUAUAGAAUCUUACUGAGUCAGAUUUCACAGUCAUAUAAAUUUACCAAAAUACUUUUAAACAGCUGUUUUUAUAGUGUGUAUAUUGUAUAUGUGCUCAUUUAUCGGUUUGCUCAGACGUCAAAAUCUCUGACCUCGCCAUUGGUUGUGGGACUCUGAGCGGCCUAGUAGACACUUGAAGGUAAAUCUAGUUUCUUAAAGCAAUAAACACAUUAACACAUUGACUCUUAGCAUUGUAAGGUCUUUUAUUGGUCUCGUUACAUGUAGCUUCACCUGCUGAAUCCAGGCUGGAUGGAUAGAUUUUGGCCUCUAUGACUUUUUGUAUAACGUUUGGUUAUACAACAGUUUCGCUCACUGAUCAGGUCAGCGUCUUCUCUCUCGAGUGGAUCAUUAAGGCUAAUAAACUAGCUUCAGUGUUAUGACGACGAUGAUGAUAAUGAUGAUGAUGAUGGCAUAAUCCAGGGACUUUUAAGUGUCUACUCUCAAAGGUGCUCUCUGGUCCACAUAUACAAUGGUCUUUGGUGGCUUGCAUGUCUCACGAAAACAAAGUUCCAUUUCAGGACUACCCAGAGAAGGCUGUGGAGCUAAUUUGGUUUUGGAGAUUUUACACAAUGUUAUGAACUGGUGUAUUUUUGCACGUCUGAAGUAAAGCACUGUCAGUUAUUAAAGUGAUUUUAAGCUAAACGAUGCAAACCUGGGGUCUGGUUAUAGUUUUUAGAAAACGAGGACUCGUCCACCCUGUCUGUCAAACGUCUCACACAGCAGUACAACCAUGGCUUUUGAUAGAUCAUAUAUUAGACAUUUGACAGCUUGUCAGACAUUGUUGAGUAUUAGGUAUUUAGAAUAUCAGUCUCUAUCUUGGUUGGUGAAUUAUUGAGUAGCAAUGGACUGAAAUUGUUAUUUGCGAUGUGUUCAGUGGAACCCGUGUCUUGUAGAGUUUUUUUUUUAAUGGCUAUCAAAAUGGGUGGGAGUUCUCUUUGUUGGAGGGAUCAAUGUUCGUUUGUAUGCUUGUCUUUUUUGUCUUCGAUGAUGUCCCGAUGGAAAGGUGUUGUGUUCUUUUUGAUAGCUAUUAAACUCCAGGGGGAAGUCUUGAGAUUGCGUGGGGCGGCGCCUGUUUGCGUUAAAAAUGCAUUGUAAUGAUAGAUGAUGGCUCGAUUCUCGGAUUAUAUGCAUUGUUUCGUGGAGAAAGUACAGAUUCAGUUCCGACAUCGAUUUGCACAGGAGUGAAUGAGGUGUUUCACGUGUUCCUCGUUAUGUCUUGCCUUUUUUUUUUUUCCUCUCUCUUUUUUUUUUUCUUUGGCUUGAAUGCUCAUUACUCAAACAGCUGCCAUCACUACCAGCUUUGAGCCUGCACCAGACCCACCCUCCUCCUCCUCCUCCUCCUCCUCCUCCUCUCCCCAUUUCCAGCUGUGAAAAGGCCCAGUUCUGUCUCUCCCUUCCAAAGAGAAAACACAGUCUGAAGUGUAAAAAUCUGUAGCUACACCAGAGAUGACUGGGCCGUCACAGUGACCCCUAGAAAAAAACGAGAAGAAGGAAAAAGGAAAAAAAAAACUUUUAAAAAAUGGGUGAAAAUGUCAGUUUGGAAUAAGCAAGGCAAUACUGCUGUAUCCACAUAGCAUGAGAUUAGUCGCUGCACCAGUUUACUCUCCCGACAACCACGUAGAACAAAAUUUUACAGGGCUCGUAGGCACAUGUAACUGCUUGAAUUCAGAGAUGGCUGACAAAUUCCUAUACUCAUUGAAUGUACUGUAUUACUGUUUUUAAAGAUAGGAUGAGCUAAUCUAGUCACCUUUUGUUAUCGGUCCUUGUUUAAUUUGUCUAAGGUAUUUUUUGUAUACAAAAGUUUACAUUUUUAUGUAUAUUUUUCUUGUGUACAAAUUAUGUAAUAUGUGUACAAACACUGUAUGUAAUAUCUGUAUAUAGUGUGAGAAAUUUGAUCUUUUGUUUUUGGAUGUAUAAAUAAAAACUUGCUGUGAGGUA
This is a messenger RNA of Mugil cephalus (flathead mullet), 6009 nucleotides long. RefSeq names its product INO80 complex subunit D (gene ino80da). Bases 461 to 3466 code for a protein of 1001 amino acids. The transcript is spliced from 10 exons. Lineage: Eukaryota; Metazoa; Chordata; Actinopteri; Mugiliformes; Mugilidae. The record is from RefSeq and is a predicted model, not a curated record. Gene Ontology annotation, cellular component: nucleus.